Drosophila hydei is the source of this 1447-nucleotide messenger RNA. RefSeq lists its product as uncharacterized. The record is from RefSeq and is a predicted model, not a curated record. NCBI's taxonomy places the organism in Eukaryota, Metazoa, Arthropoda, Insecta, Diptera, Drosophilidae. Bases 141 to 1298 code for a protein of 385 amino acids. The transcript has a single exon.
UUUUUAUAUAGAAUAUGUAGUGAAAUGUGUUACUCCUGUUAGGCCGGUCUGGAAAUAAAAAAAACAUUAAAAUCCAAUAAAAAUACCGAAAAUAGUUUUUUUUUCUAUAUAUUUAAACAACAAAUUUUAAGUCCAUUUCGAUGCAGGCUCAUCAUGCCAUGCCUGAUUUCCGAUGCCGGAAUAAUUGCCAGCACAAGGAAUGCCAGCGCCAUGCGCCGCUGGGUAUUAUUGAUCAGCACACACAAUGCAAGUGCUUGGGCGAGGUCAAUGCCUCGUCGAUAUUUCUGGAGAAUGUGCUCGACUUGGCCAACUCCCUGGCGCAAAUAAUGAUCCUCUGCGGCUUACACGAAUGCAAGGCCAAGUCAACAGUUGACAUUAUUUCAUAUGCCUUUCUGCACUACGAUCAGGUUUGCUACUGCAUUGAUACGAUACCCAAGAAACGGCUACGCAAAGAAGACAUCUUCCACGAGCUUGGCAAAAAGUCACUGAUGAACAAGGUGGAGGCACACCUUGCAUAUAACAUCAUUAAGCGCGGAUUCAAGGCCUAUUAUUACGAACCGAAACAGGAGCUGACCUAUGAUGAUCAGGGGAGACCCAGCUAUAAUGACGAGUGCAUAUGGGUGCAUGCGGCACGCAAGACAGCCGAGAGCUUUGCGCGCUUUGACGGCCUCUCCUGCAAUGAGCAGAUGGCUUAUGAGGCCAAGAUCAAGAUAGUGUAUAAGAAGUUCUACGACCGCAUGCAGACCCGCAAGCGCCAACCAGAGGGCGAUGACUGCAAUUGUUGCUUCUGUGCAAAGAAACGUGGACAUCUUGUCUAUGCUAAAGAGCCGGUGCCUUGCAGUACCAAGCGCAAGCCGAAGCACGUAUGCCCCUACUGCUGCAAGAAGAAGCAGAAGCAACAGUAUACUCAUCCAGCUCGUCAGCCAGCCAAGUGUCCCAAGUGCCACAAGUCACGCAAGUUCUGCUGCUGUGCCAAGAUGGACUUCAAUCUGCAAUGGGUCAAGAGUAUCUGGGAUCGUCCUGAUUUCAAUCAAUAUUAUAAAAAUGAAAUCGCCGAGAUCGAACAGCGUUUGGUCAAGGGCUCCUGCUGGCUGCCACCAGAGCCAACAGGCGCAGACGGUGGCGUUGGCGAGGCUUUAGCGGAGGAGGAGGAUGAAUUCUCACCUCAAACACAACUGGCUCUAGGCGGCAAGAACGUUGGCGGCCCAAUCAAAGAAGACGAAGAAGAGCAGGAAGAGGGUGCAGCUGCUGUAGACCCCGAACAGGCACCGGAACCAUCCAAGGACGAGGAGGAAUAAGCCGUCAACGAAAUUCGAACAAAAUUUGACCAAAAGGAUUUAAUUUGAAAAUUAUCCAGUCUUGUUAAAAAUUUAAUGUAAUUAUUGAUUUAAACUAACCUUUAGCUAAUAAUAUGAAGUUAAGCAAUGGCUGAAUCUCUAAGCUGGCA